UAGAGCAGAAGCAACUGAAAGAAAACAUUUACAGGGUUUCUUUUUUUCUCUCACUAAAAGUUACUUUUAUUCAAUUAUUUAUUUGCUUUUACUGGAGUUCUUAGCCUUUAUUUGUUUGACUUCACAUGUGAUUUUCUUUUUUAUUUAUUGAAAUAUGGACUAUUAUUUUUCUCUAGCACUGCCUUAGAACUUUGUACAGAGAAGAGAGGUUUAUAAAUCUGAGCACUGACUUGUUGAGUAUAACAGGCGUGUUUGUAGCCUGUGCAGUUUUGUUUUGCAAGUGAGGAAUCCCCCACUCUUUUCAGGCACACAAGACAGUGCUUACUAACAUAGCUGGGAAGGGGGAUAAUAAGAUAUUAGUUGAUGCAAUAGUUUGCUGAAAGUUCAUCAGAGUUUAUAAAGGGAGGAGGUGUGUGUGUCCCAGGUUACCCCACACAAAUUAGUGUUAAUUACUGUGUUUCUGUAGAAUGAUUUAGUUAGUUACCACCUAAAGGUAGUUAUUGAAAUUUUAACAUGCAGUAAGUUUUCAACUGAAGAAACUUUUAGCUUUACACUAAAAAAACUUUAGCUUUACACUGUGUACCUGACAGUGCUUCCAAGUUUGUGUACAUUAGUGACACUAAAGAGUGCGAGUCUUCUACUUGUGCACUUGCUGCCAUGGUCUGCAGGUUGUACGUGCUGUGUACAGUGGCAUUAGGCUUGUGGUGCCAACUGGCCCUGGCUGUGGGUCCAGUGGUCCGGUGUGAAACGUGUGACACCAAAGCUAUGGAGCAAUGCAAACCCCUGCCUUCAGAUUGUCCUGAACAAGUACGGGAACCACUCUGUGGUUGUUGUAUGACUUGUGCCCUGCCGCAGGGCAGCCAAUGUGGGGUGUACAGUGAAAAGUGCGGCUCUGGACUUAGUUGUCAAGCAAGACCUGGCGAGCUCAAGCCCCUGCAGACAUUACUGGAGGGCAGGGGAGUCUGCACCAAUGUGACAGCCAGCAAGCUGAAAAACGUACUACAAGGACAAGAGGCUGCAGGGAAUUCCAGCGAUUCUGAUGAAGACAAGGCUCCUAGCAGCAACGAGAACCUGGCGCUAUCGAAUACCCAAAGAGUAUCCUAUCAUAAUCCACACACCAAAAUAGAAAUUAUAGAGAAGGAAAAAUCCAAAAACAGUCAGCGCUAUAAAAUAGACUAUGAUCCGCAAAGCAUGGAUACUUUAAAUUUUUCUUCGGAAUACAAACAGGAGACAGAGUAUGGUCCAUGUCGUAGAGAGAUGGAAAGCAUAUUAAAUCACUUAAAGAUUAUGAAUGUCUUGAGUCCAAGAGGAUUUCAUAUUCCAAACUGUGACAAAAAAGGAUUUUACAAGAAAAAACAAUGUCGCCCUUCCAAAGGCAGGAAAAGAGGAAACUGCUGGUGCGUAGACAAAUAUGGACAACCUCUGCCUGGAUAUGAUGGGAAAAGCAAAGGCGAUGUUCACUGUUAUAACUUGGAAGGCCAAUGAUCAAUGCAAACUCUUGCCUACAGACUCUGUGAACAUUUAAAUAAUCAAAGACAUAAUAAGGAUGUAAAAAAAGACACGAACCGCACUUGACUGGGGCUACUUAAUGCUCCACUUUUUUACCAAUAUUGGAAACAUACUUAGACUCUGGACACUGCAGCUGAAAACUGCCACUGAAUGUUCCAGAUUUCUGGAGCUCAGAAUUUCCAAAAUAAUCUGCACUAAAAAGAGUGAUCUAGAGGGGAAUAAAAAGCACUUCAGAAUGGAUGCAGGGUGUCUCCACUGAUCUUUAUAUUCAAGAAAGGGGCCUGUGACCAACUUCAUCCCGCAAGAUGCUGUCUCUUCUGAAAUAGAUGUAUAGGUUGUGUGAGUGUACGGAUAAAAUCAAAACAACUUUAUGGUUAAGUUUCAUUUUCUGCAGGUCUGCCGGGAAGAUUAUUUUCACGGGUAAAAUGUUAUAUAUAUAAAAAAGCUCAAAGAACUUUAAAAACUUGUUUCUAAAACAAAGACGGCUAUUUUUCUGUAAGAAUAUAUUAUGAACUUUCUGUUAGUCUGUAUUUAAUAUAAAUAUGUUUUUUAAUAAACUAUUUAAAUGUAA
This is a messenger RNA of Bombina bombina (fire-bellied toad), 2080 nucleotides long. RefSeq names its product insulin like growth factor binding protein 3 (gene IGFBP3). Gene Ontology annotation, biological process: regulation of insulin-like growth factor receptor signaling pathway. The transcript is spliced from 4 exons. Gene Ontology annotation, molecular function: insulin-like growth factor I binding; fibronectin binding; insulin-like growth factor II binding. Lineage: Eukaryota; Metazoa; Chordata; Amphibia; Anura; Bombinatoridae. The record is from RefSeq and is a predicted model, not a curated record. Bases 658 to 1485 code for a protein of 275 amino acids. Gene Ontology annotation, cellular component: extracellular region.